Messenger RNA from Lemur catta (Ring-tailed lemur), 4127 nucleotides. It is a transcript of the gene ASAP3, whose product is annotated as ArfGAP with SH3 domain, ankyrin repeat and PH domain 3. The record is from RefSeq and is a predicted model, not a curated record. Gene Ontology annotation, biological process: positive regulation of GTPase activity; cell migration. Gene Ontology annotation, cellular component: cytoplasm; focal adhesion. The transcript is spliced from 25 exons. Bases 125 to 2947 code for a protein of 940 amino acids. NCBI's taxonomy places the organism in Eukaryota, Metazoa, Chordata, Mammalia, Primates, Lemuridae. Gene Ontology annotation, molecular function: GTPase activator activity; protein binding.
GGGGCUGGGCGUGCGGAGGCCCCGACGGCGCCCGCGACUGGCUGUGAGGCCAGCGCAGCCCGGUGCAGUGCAGCGCCCCUCGCGCCCCGCUCCGGCAGCCCUGCGCCCCCGCCCCGCGCCCGCCAUGCCAGAGCAGCUCAGCGUCGCCGAGUUCCUGGCCGUCACCGCGGACGACCUCAACUCCCCGGCCGGGGCCGCCGCCUUCGCCGCCAAGAUGCCCCGGUGCCGGGGGGCGGCGCUGGCGCGGGAGGAGAUCCUGGAAGGAGACCAAGCCAUCCUGCAGAGAAUAAAGAAGGCUGUGCGGGCGAUCCACAGCUCCGGCCUCGGCCACGUGGAGAACGAAGAGCAGUACCGAGAGGCCGUGGAGUCCUUGGGCAACAGCCACCUGUCCCAGAACAGCCACGAGCUGUCCACAGGCUUCCUGAACUUGGCCGUGUUCACCCGCGAGGUGGCUGCACUCUUCAAGAACCUGGUUCAGAACCUGAACAACAUCGUCUCUUUCCCCCUGGACAGUCUGAUGAAGGGGCAGCUGAGGGACGGGCGACAGGAUUCCAAAAAGCAGCUGGAGAAGGCGUGGAAGGACUACGAAGCCAAAAUGGCCAGGCUGGAGAAGGAGCGGGAUCGGGCCAGGGUGACAGGAGGGAGCCCUGGAGAGAUGGCUCAGGACACACAGAGAGAGCGGCGUGUCUUCCAGCUGCACAUGUGUGAGUAUCUGCUCAAAGCUGGGGAGAGCCAGAUGAAGCAGGGGCCCGACUUCCUCCAGAGCCUCAUCAAGUUCUUCCACGCCCAGCACAACUUUUUCCAAGAUGGCUGGAAGGCUGCUCAGAGCCUGUCCCCCUUCAUCGAGAAGCUGGCGGCCUCAGUGCAUGCACUGCGUCAAGCCCAGGAGGAGGAGCUACAGAAGCUGACCCAGCUCCGGGACUCCCUCCGAGGGACACUGCAGCUUGAGGGCAGAGAGGGACAGGAACACCUGAGCCGGAAGAACUCAGGAGGUGGCUACAGCAUCCACCAGCACCAAGGCAACAAGCAGUUUGGGACAGAGAAGGUGGGCUUUCUGUACAAGAAGAGUGAUGGAAUUCGAAGAGUCUGGCAGAAAAGGAAGUGUGGAGUCAAGUACGGCUGCCUGACCAUCUCCCACAGCACGAUAAAUCGGCCCCCAGUGAAGCUGACCCUGCUGACAUGCCAAGUGAGGCCAAACCCCGAGGAGAAAAAGUGCUUUGACCUAGUGACCCACAACCGGACAUACCACUUCCAGGCAGAGGACGAAUAUGAGUGUGAGGCGUGGGUGUCCGUGCUGCAGAACAGCAAGGACGAAGCCUUGAGCAGCGCCUUCCACGGGGAACCCAGCGGCAGCCCGGGGUCCUGGGGGGGCACCGGGCAGGACGGGGAGCCCCAGGACCUCACGAAGCUGCUCAUUGCCGAGGUGAAGAGCAGGCCCGGGAACGGCCAGUGCUGCGACUGCGGGGCUGCAGACCCCACGUGGCUCAGCACCAACCUGGGCGUGCUCACCUGCAUCCAGUGCUCCGGCGUGCACCGCGAGCUGGGCGUGCGCUUCUCGCGCAUGCAGUCCCUCACCCUGGACCUGCUGGGCCCCUCCGAGUUGCUGCUGGCCUUGAACAUUGGAAACACAAGCUUCAAUGAGGUCAUGGAGGCCCAGCUACCCUCACAUGGCGGCCCUAAACCCUCAGCUGACAGUGACAUGAGCACCCGCAGGGAAUACAUCGUGGCCAAGUAUGUGGAACACAGGUUUGCCCGCCGGUCCAUACCUGAGCCCCAGAGACUCUGGACAGCCAUUUGCAACAGGGACCUCCUGUCCAUACUGGAGGCCUUUGCCAAUGGGCAGGACUUUGGACAGCCGCUGCUAGGGCCCGACACACAGGCACCUGGAGAGCUCGCCCUGCACUUGGCUGUCAAAGUCGCCAACCAGGCCUCCCUGCCUCUGGUGGACUUCAUCAUCCAGAACGCCGGUCACCUGGAUGCCAAGGCUGGGGACGGGAACACCGCCCUUCACUACGCCGCACUCCACAACCAGCCCGACUGCCUCAAGCUGCUGCUGAAGGCGAGAGCUCCGGUGGGCACAGUGAAUGAGGCAGGAGAGACAGCCCUGGACAUAGCCAGGAAGAAGCAGCACAAGGAGUGUGAGGAGCUGCUGGAGCAGGCCCAGGCUGGGACCCUUGCCUUCCCUCUGCAUGUGGACUACUCCUGGGGAAUUUCCACAGAGCCGGGCUCUGACAGUGAGGAGGAUGAGGAAGAAAAGCAGCGCUGCCCUCUGAAGCCCCCUGCCCACACCCGCUGGGUCGGUGGAAGGCUGGACAUCAGCAACAAGACCUACGAGACUGUCGCCAGCCUGGGGCCAGGCACCCCGCAGAGCCAGAGUGAGGAUUGCCCCCCACCCUUGCCUGUCAAGAACUCUUCUCGGACCAUGGUCCAAGGGUGUGCAAGACAUGCCAGUGGAGAUCGUUCUGAAGUCCCCAGCCUGAGUUCAGAGCCCUCUGAGGCCCCCGAGAGCCUGGGAAGUCCAGCCUCCUCCUCCUCCAGCCUCACAAGCCCUGUGGAACCCGGGAGUCCCAGCCAAGCCCCACCGAGCUCUGAGGAGGGCCUCCGGGAGCCCCUAGGCACCUCCCGACCCAGCCUGACAUCUGGGGCCACCCCUUCAGAGACGUAUCCCCCUGUCAGGUUCAGCUCCGAGAGCACUCGCUCCUACCGGCGGGGGGCCCGGAGCCUGGAAGACGGUCCCUCAGCCAGGCAGCCUCUGCCCAAGAGAAACGUGCCGUUUCAUCCUUUUUCCCGCAGGUUGGCUUCACUGAAGGAGAUGGUUCCAGGACAGGGGUCCUCCCAGCAAGCUCUGUGCAACUUUUGCAAGACUAGCUCCUUGCUGGCCCCUGCAUGCCUCAUGCUGGACCCCAACAUUCAGAGCUGGGACUUGAGCUCACAAAACGGGAGCUGAGGCGUUCAUUCUCUUGGGUCUCGCUCUCUGUGUCCCCUGUGCCUCUGUGGCUGGCCUUCUUCCUACUGUGGGCCAUGCCCCUGCCAUGAACACGGGGCCCUUCCAUGUUAGGGCUGAUGGCGGUUCUUUCCGCUCUAUCUCAUUACCCUCUGGGGGCCAGUGGGCCCUGUGGCUGGGUCUGAGUACUGCUGAGCUGGCUGCAGCUGCAGAAGCCUCAGUCCCUCUUCAGAUCAAGACUGUUUCUCCCAUCAGUCUGGGGGCUGCACAAGAGUAGGACCACCCUCCUGCAUCAUUCACUUCCAGAUCAGAGACUCUGCCAGACCAGGGACUGUCCUCUCGGCCAUUUAUUGGUCUAGCAUUCCUUUACUGAAUUCCAGCUCUGCGUGCAGACCUGUGUUAGGCACUUCGGAUGCCGCGUGAAUAAGCCAAGGGCCCUGUUGGAGGGAAGCUGGUCUCAAGGACCGGGCUUGGGAGUGGGUAGGGCCAGAUCCCGGGGGGGAUGGUGCUGGGCUCGGGCAAGUAUAAACCAGGACAGUCGGCUGCUAUAUUCCUGUAUGACCACUGUAGUUGUCUACAGCCAUAGCCACCUGUGCUGUACUGGCUGUUAAAUGAAUGUCACUCUUCUUGAGGAACAGCAUGGCCUUCCUCUCUGGCUCUCUGUAUUACACUCCCCAGCCAGGAGGUGGAGUAGGACUCACCUGCAUUUGCCUAUCUCCUUGACUUAGCAAGAAGGGAAGGAACCAGGUGGGUUGGCCAAUCCCCACGUCUCUUCUUUCUCUUGGCCGACUCAGCAGGAGCCUUCUAGUCCGGGGAAGUCAUGGGCCCAGAAAGGAGAAGGGAGAGCAAUAGAAAUGGGAGGGCAGAGAUUCAAGGUUCUGCUUCCCAGUGCCAGAAAUUUCACCGUUGCUCACCACUGAUUAGAAAGCAGGUACUCCUAAGCAGUCAUCAGCCACUAAGAUCUCAGCUUUACUGGGUGCUGAGCCCCGGCAGGUACAGGCCAGGCCAAGCAGGGGAGGCCAGAGAGCGCCAAUGCCACUGUGGUGGUCUGGCCAGGGAGGCUGGGCUGCUUGCCCUGGAGACCUGGCUGCUCUGUGUGGGUGGCCUUUUGAGCCCCCAGUGUCUGGUUUUGUUCAUCUCAGACUUAUUUCACUCAUCUCUAAUAAAGGAUUUUAGGGGUAAA